CAAAAUAUGAAUUCCCCUCGCUAGUGUAGCACAGUCAUCUUUGGCAUCUCGCAAAGAAGUCGAAUUUCUUGUGUUCUCUCUUAUUUUGGAUUUUUUACCAAUUCAUCGAAAACAUGUCUCUUGAAGAAAAAUUCAGCGCUGCCGCCAGCUCCGUAAAGAACAUGAAGGCCCGCCCUGCAGACCCCGAGCUCCUCGAGCUGUACGCUCUCUACAAGCAGGCCACCUGCGGAGACUGCGCCACUGAUAAACCAAGUGCAGUCGACUUGAAAGGCAAGGCUAAAUGGGAAGCAUGGAAUGGAAAGAAAGGUAUGGGCCAAGACGCAGCUAAGGAUGCUUACGUCACCUAUGCUAACACUCUCAUUACUAAGUAUUGAGGUGUUUCCUGCAAUUCCUUGCUUCCAAAGGCGGAGAUAAAGUCUACCCACUAUUUAAAUUCCAAAAAAAAAAAAAAUCUAUCUUCGCUUUUUUUUUUUUCUUUCAACUUUACCAGUCAAAACCUCACUGCCUAACAUUCCAAAGAGAGGUGGAAAGAUAAACAAAAUUUUUCAGAUUACAGAAAACUCAAAAAAUUCUUCCAUAUGAUCUCCAUCAAUCGCCUUUAAUUUAUUUUCCGGAAUUUAUAAUUUAAAAGAAAAUUAUAUUUUCUAAAAGAAAACGGUUGAUUUUGUCUUUUGUUGAACUAAAUUUUAAAAAUGUAACUGGACCAAGAAAUUUCAAAUUUCUUUGCUGAAACUAUUCAGCCAUUUUAUAUAUUUGACUGAAUCUCCGUUUUCUUCAUCUGUAUAGUCUCGUCGCAUUCUUUAAUUUUAUUUCCUUCGAUUUUCAUUUCCGAAAAUGAAUAUCAAAACCUCUGUUCCUAUGGAUGCAUGUGUAUAUUUUUACAUAAUGGAAAUAAAAAAUACAAAAUGUUC
Messenger RNA from Uloborus diversus, 911 nucleotides. Its product is annotated as acyl-CoA-binding protein homolog. Bases 114 to 374 code for a protein of 86 amino acids. The record is from RefSeq and is a predicted model, not a curated record. Gene Ontology annotation, molecular function: fatty-acyl-CoA binding. The transcript has 4 exons. Gene Ontology annotation, biological process: fatty acid metabolic process. Lineage: Eukaryota; Metazoa; Arthropoda; Arachnida; Araneae; Uloboridae.